This is a messenger RNA of Ilex paraguariensis (yerba mate), 321 nucleotides long. NCBI's taxonomy places the organism in Eukaryota, Viridiplantae, Streptophyta, Magnoliopsida, Aquifoliales, Aquifoliaceae. The record is from the annotation of a GenBank genome assembly.
AUGGAGACCUUAACCAGAGACCAGUACAUCUACAUGGCGAAACUCGCCGAGCAAGCCGAGCGCUACGAAGAGAUGGUCAAAUUCAUGGGCAAACUCGUCGUCGGCACGGCGUCCACCGGCGCCGAACUCACCGUUGAGGAACGGAACCUAUUAUCUGUGGCGUACAAGAACGUCAUCGGCUCUCUCCGAGCGGCGUGGCGGAUUGUGUCGUCCAUCGAGCAGAAAGAGGAAGGCCGCAAGAACGACGACCAUGUGGCGCUAGUCAAGGACUACAGAUCGAAGAGUCAUCUUGAGUUGAGUGGUAUGAGUGGUUAUAGGUAA